AUGGAGGGAAAAGGAACAGCGACAGGAACAGCAACAGGGUGUUUCAAGUGCGGUAGACCAGGUCACUGGUCCCGAGAUUGCCCUUCCUCUGCUCCCAAUCCAAACCCUAAUGACGUCACCAAUCCGAAUCCACCUCCUUCUUCCUCUUCUUUCAAGUCUUCUGCCCCCAGAUCCGCUAUCGAGAAGCCCAAGAAGGUUCCCAGAACGAGGCCCAAACUCACUCCCUCUCUUCUUCUCUCCGAUGACGGCCUCGGUUACGUCCUUCGCUAUUUUCCUCGCGAGUUCAAAUACCGCGGUCGUGGCAACGAGGUUCGUGAUUUGGGUAAUCUGCUUCAGUUGUACUCUGAAUGGCACUCUCGCUUGAUUCCUUAUUAUUCUUUCAAUGAAUUUGUUCACAAAGUGGAGAAAGUUGCUGCUACAAGGCAAGUCAAGACUUGCCUUAGAGAAUUGAGAGAAAGAGUUGCAAAUGGUGGAGAUCCAACAAAACUGCGUGAACCACCAGUUGUGCAAGACAUUCCAGAUGAUAAUCAAGAAGAUGGGGAAGCAAUUCAUCAAGAGAGAGAUGUGUUUGCAGAAUCCCGAAAUGUUAAUGACAUUCAAGAAGACAUGCUUAAUGAUAUAUAUGAUACAGCUACUGAAGAACCUUCUCAGUCCAUGCAAAAUGUGAUUGGUGCUAGUACUGCUUCCAAAAGCAUUGCAAUUGAAAAGACAUCAAAUGAAGUCCCAAAUAAUGCAGCAAGUCUGUCCGGCAAAGCUGAAAUAACAGAAGAGCAGAGAGCUCGAAUGGAAGCAAAUAGGUUGAAGGCACUAGAAAGGCGUUCUGCUCGAGCCGCCUUAUCACAAGCCUCCUAA
This is a messenger RNA of Gastrolobium bilobum, 852 nucleotides long. RefSeq lists its product as uncharacterized. The record is from RefSeq and is a predicted model, not a curated record. Gene Ontology annotation, cellular component: replication fork protection complex; nucleus. Bases 1 to 852 code for a protein of 283 amino acids. Gene Ontology annotation, molecular function: zinc ion binding; DNA binding. NCBI's taxonomy places the organism in Eukaryota, Viridiplantae, Streptophyta, Magnoliopsida, Fabales, Fabaceae. The transcript has 5 exons. Gene Ontology annotation, biological process: replication fork arrest; replication fork processing; DNA replication checkpoint signaling.